AUGGAUACUUACACUUGUAUUGUCGUGAGCUUCUGCAUCGCCUUGUUUGCUAUCAAUCUAGUGUUUUCUUGUUUCACUUGCUUCUCCAUUCUUGAUAGCUUUGUGAGAGAGACAAACCAGGAUUUGAGUGGCCUCAGGAAGAAUCUUAUUGAACGAGAAGAAGGUAAACCAGAUGAUGAGAAGGUAAUAAUCAUUUCAGUCCCAAGUAACCAAGGAUUCUCUGAGUCCGUAGAUGGUGAUGAUUGUGGUGGACAAGAUUGCUCCCAGGAUAUUUGUACUUGUUGA
Eruca vesicaria subsp. sativa (arugula) is the source of this 285-nucleotide messenger RNA. NCBI's taxonomy places the organism in Eukaryota, Viridiplantae, Streptophyta, Magnoliopsida, Brassicales, Brassicaceae. The record is from the annotation of a GenBank genome assembly.